AUGCAAACUAAUGUCCAUUUACCUACAGAUAUGGCAGGAACUCGUGGUAGACCAGCAUUAGCACACCGAAAUAUUUGUCUUGAGAACAUUUACCUCAAGGCAGACGGCAUCACAGCCUGUGUUGGAGGACUGGAAUACGGCCUCUGUGCUCUGCCCUCUCCACCUCCCUUGCCCAUGGAACAACUACUGCUGGCCUACGAGACCUAUCUCGUCGAAUCUGGUCCUUCAACAGACCACCAAGAUUCAAGUGCUUUGUCUUCUACCUCAGAGUCAUUUGGACUGUCCACUGAUGGAGACAAUCGAAUCCAAAUUUCCACUACUCCUCUAUAUCCAAACUGGUGGCCUGUUUGUGGCCUUCAAGUGGGUCUACCAGUCUAUAUGGCUCCAGAAGUGAGUUGA
Messenger RNA from Rodentolepis nana, 399 nucleotides. The record is from the annotation of a GenBank genome assembly. Lineage: Eukaryota; Metazoa; Platyhelminthes; Cestoda; Cyclophyllidea; Hymenolepididae.